GAAAAGCGGCGGGCGGAGCGGGGACUGUCGCGGUCUGGGGAAGGGUCGCCCCCUCAGCGGCCCCGACGCGGCCGCCGGCAGUUCCGUCGCCGAGCCAGGCUCGCGUGCUGCGGGAAACGGCGUGGGCCUGGUGGGAGAGGCUGCCAGCCCCUCGGGUCUCUUUCCCCUUUCAUUUUGGCGGCUCACCCCGGAGGUGCGGAGCCGAGGGACAGGCCCCCUUCUGCGCCCCCGCCGACGUGCGGCCGCGGGGGCGCCGGUGACCCCCGGGCCCACUCGGUAAAGCAGCUUCAGGGUGCUCCUAGCUGGACGGCUCUCCCCAGAGUGGAAAGUUGUUUGCUGUUUUGAGGCUGGUAAUUCUGGGAAAGAAUCUGGGCUCCAGAUGCUGGGCUUGCGUCUGCCAGCCUUCCGGUUGCCUGGCGCCUGGGGACCGCUUCCUGGCCACGUCGGUUUUCCCACUAAACGUCCCCCAUCCUGGUUUUUGUGUCUCAUAUAGGCCCUUGACUGAAGGAGAGAGGCUGUAGGGUUAGCUGAAGUGGAUGUCACAUUGUAGCCUCUUGAUGCAUUCCGAGUCCAGCCAGGGUGACGAGCCCUCUUCCCUCUCGUGGGGCUUGGAUCCUGUGUUUGUAGCCUUUGCAAAACUCUACAUCAGGGAUAUCCUGGCCAUGAAGGAAUCCUGCCAAGUUCCAGGUGUCUUUUUCUACAAUGGGCAUCCAAUAAAACAGGUGGAUAUCCUGGGAACUGUUGUUGGAGUGAAAGAAAAAGAUGCUUUCUGCAGUUACGGAGUGGAUGACAGCACAGGAGUUAUAAACUGCAUCUGCUGGAAGAAGUCAAGCAAUACCGAGCCUUCUCCAGCUGUGCCACACUCAGCGAGAGAAUGGAAUGCACUUCCCAAGCUGGAGAAGCUGCAAGAGGCCAUCGAACAGAGAACCAGGAUAGACAUCGGAGACGUUAUCCAAGUCAGAGGCUACAUCCGCACAUACAGAGAGGAGCGAGAAGUUCAUGCCACCAUGUAUUAUAAAGUGGACGACCCGGUGUGGAGCGCUCAAAUGGCCCGAAUGCUCGAGCUGCCUGAUCUCUACAGGAAAGUGUACGACCAGCGCCCCCGCAGCGCGGCCCUGGAGCUGGAGGAGGCAAGCAGCAACCCAGGUGCCCAGGACAUAACCAGUCUCACACGUUUGCUGAGUGAAAAAGUCAAAGAAUUCCUCCUGAAGGAGAAAGUGCAGACCUUCUACCAGCAGGAGUUGGAAGCGGUGGCCUCCCUGCUGUCCCUUGCCAGUCAGCCUGUGAGUUGUGGCACCUGCUCGGACCAAGUGGAAUUUAAGACCCACCCCAGUUCCAAGGCCAUUCACAGUAUAUUUAAGAACGCCAUAGAGCUGCUGCGGGCGGAAGGACUCGUUUUCCGGAAGAGUGGUGGCUUUGCGGACCUGUACCACGUAACCAGAGAGGACAAAGGCCUGCACAGGAAGGUCCUCCGGAUCAUUCAGGAAGACUGCCAGAAGCCAAAUCACAGGGAGAGGGGCUGCCACUUCCAGCACAUCUUGGCCUGUGUGCGCCUGAGCAUCCAGCCGGGCCUCAGUGAAGCUGUGCUGCAGCAGGUGCUAGAGCUCCUGGAGGACCAGAGUGACAUCUUCAGCACGACAGACCGCUACUACGUGGCCUUCUGAGAGUGGCCUGCAGGCAGCCAAGGCCAGAAGUGGAGGCACGGUUGGCCCAGGCUCUGCUCCACACCAAGUGGAGCUCACCCGUCUGCCGGCAGCUGCUCAUAACGAGCCAUCAGCGACAGCCACCGGCAAGUGAGGUUGGGCCUUCUGCGUGCUGCGCCCUUGUGACUCUGAUCUCAGUGACGGCAUAGAAAACCCUUCUUACUGACCUGGAUGGACUGGGCAUCUGGCAGGGGCCAGGAUGGGGAGAAACAGUGUUGGUGGCUUCACCGCAUGUGGUCACAAAUGUGCUAAAGGGAUAUCACAGGGUAAAGGCCUCACUGAUGGCACGAUUCUGGCACAAGAUCUUAAGACCCCAGGCCUUCGACUGAGUCCCCGUGGCCCCUCUGAGGGGAGGAGCGGGUGGAGGGCUGAGCGUCACCUGGCCCUGCCUUUGAGGUUUGGCACCAGCCGUGGGGCCCAGGGCCUGGAGCCUGGCCUGCGUUGGCGGAGAAGCGAGGGGCAUGGCUGGGGCAUGGCUCCGCUUGUCGUUUUCCUCUGGAGUCUGGAGGCACUGUGCACGCGGGGCGCUGUGUGACUGCGCCGUGGUCCCGCGGUGCCCUGCAGCCAGUGGGCGCCUCCAGCCUUGUUGGCAGGCGGGGGUGUUAUUCUCAGGGUUGUUGCUGAGUGGGCAGAAUGUGCCCAGACAGGUGCAGGCGUCAGGCUUUUCUCCAAAUAACAAGGUAGAAGGAAACUAUGAGGCACGCGGUGAGCUUGUUCUAACAGAAAAUGACAAGCUUAGCCAGCAAAAACAAAAGUAAAAUAAAGUAUGCAGAAAGCUUCGCAGUUAAUUCUAGUCAUUGUGCCCAGGCACUGCUGCCCGCGUCUGCGCGCCUCCCUCUAGGAGCAGCAGGUCUGGCGGCUCAGCCGGAAUCCUGCAGGCCCAGGCGCAGCCCCGCUCUCCAUGGACUGCGUGCAGAGUUACUCAGAGGUCUGCCUUAGUGGAUGUGCAGGCAGCACCGGCGCCGGCGGGUCACCCCGUCCUGCAUCUUCCCGAUUUGACCCAAAUUCUGCCAGCUUCUGAGGUUAACACCUGCCUUAUGGUCAGAAGUCUUUUGGGGGAAGGUUGGGGUUGAACCAGAAGCAUUCCAGCCCUCCCCUCUUUCUGAGACAGGCCCCAGCUGAGGUUCGCAGUUUGGCCUCGAGCUUAUGCUCUCAGCCUCCUGAGUAGAUGGGAUUACAGGAGUGUGCCACCUCCCUGGCUUAGAGCUUUUUGAACAGAGGUUCCCUGGAGGACAUCCUGGCAGGUUUCCUCAAGACCAAGUGGUUUGUGAGGCUGAGUCCAUCUUCUGUUAAGAGGACUUCUAGGAGGGAGUCUAGAUCAGGAGGUAGAGGGCAAGACCUUGUGCGGAGCAAGCCCGUGCUGGGGCGUGCAUCCGUGGGGCGACCACACACGUGUGAAAGCGUGGGCGCCAAGACGCCCAGGCAUGUAACCUGGACUUCUGUAAUCAGGGAAUUAGGAGAAAAGAUGGUCCAGGGACAUAAUGAAAUAUUCAGCCGCUAAAAUGAUGG
Messenger RNA from Octodon degus (degu), 3212 nucleotides. It is a transcript of the gene Stn1, whose product is annotated as STN1, CST complex subunit. Gene Ontology annotation, biological process: telomere capping; nucleotide-excision repair; double-strand break repair via homologous recombination. Bases 537 to 1664 code for a protein of 375 amino acids. The transcript is spliced from 9 exons. The record is from RefSeq and is a predicted model, not a curated record. Gene Ontology annotation, cellular component: site of double-strand break; DNA replication factor A complex; chromosome, telomeric region. Gene Ontology annotation, molecular function: single-stranded telomeric DNA binding. Lineage: Eukaryota; Metazoa; Chordata; Mammalia; Rodentia; Octodontidae.